AUUAAUUUCAAGGGCUUGUUCGAAGGAGGAGGUGCAGAAUUCAUGGAUGAUCUUCGAGUCCUUCUCGUGACUUUUCCGGGCCAAGGCUUCAUCAACCCAUCUCUCCAAUUGGCCAAGCGCCUCGCAGCGAUGGGCCUCACCGUCACUUUCGUCACCGCCGCCUCCGCCCUCAAUCGCAUGGCCAAAGCCACCGCCACUCCACCGGCGGGCUUGACCUUCGCCCCCUUAUCCGACACCGACUUGGACCUCGACGGCGAUUUCGAAACCUACGUGACUGAGCUCCAGCGUCCGGGGUCGGAGGCCGUGGCCGAGAUCAUCACAUCCGCCGCCGGCAGGGGCCAGCCUUUUAACCUCGUCGUCUACACCUUGCUCCUCCCAUGGGUGGGCCAAAUCGCCGGUUCUCUUAAUCUUCCGUCGACAUUUUUCUGGGUUCAACCCGCUGCCCUCUUUGGCCUUUACUACCAUUACUUGUACGGUUACGGGGACGCCAUUAGAGAGAUUAUCAGUGACCCUUCACUGUUCGUCGACUUACCAGGAUUACCUCGCCUCCAUAACCGUGAUCUUCCCUCUUUCAUACAAGCUUCAAACGUCAAUAGCGGUCCAGUUCCACUAGUUCGAGAGCAUCUAGGUGCUGUUGCCACAGAAAGAAACCCUAAAAUUCUUGUCAACUCAUUCGAUGCAUUGGAACCGGAGGCGCUCAGAGUGAUCGAGAACAUCGAUUUUGUCGCCGUCGGACCGUUAAUCCCGUCGGCUUUCUUGGACGGCAAGGAUCCGUCUGACACUUCAUUUGGAGGAGACCUCUUUCACAAUAAAUUAGAAAACUACAUGGAAUGGCUGAAUUCAAAGCCCAGGGAAUCCGUUGUUUACGUGUCGUUCGGAAGCCUCGUGGUGCUAUCGGAUCAGCAGAAGGAGGAACUUGCUCGAGGGCUGCUGGAGAGCCGCCGGCCGUUCUUGUGGGUGAUGAGAGGAUCGGAAAAAGGCGAGAAGCUGAGCAGAAAGGAGGAACUGGAAGAGCUUGGGAUGAUGGUGCCAUGGUGCUCCCAGGUGGAGGUUCUGCAACACCCAUCGUUGGGAUGCUUCGUGAGCCACUGCGGCUGGAAUUCAACCGUUGAGAGCUUGGUUUCCGGCGUCCCGGUGGUGGGUUUUCCACAGUGGUCCGACCAGGCGACGAACGCGAAGCUUGUUGAAGAUGUUUGGAUGACGGGAAAAACAGUGGGAAAGAACGAGGAAGGGGUAGCUGAAAGCGGGGAGAUCAAGAGAUGCAUAGAAAUGGUGAUGGAAGGAGAGGAGAUGAGAAGGAAUGCCAAGAAGUGGAAAGAUUUGGCUAAGGAAGCUGCCAUAGAAGGUGGGUCGUCGGACUUGAAUCUCAAGGCGUUUGUCGCCCAUGUGAAGGCUGAGAUUCGAGGCUGAAUCAUUUUCCCGGAAAAUGGCCGAGAAUUUCUUCUCGUUUUGCUUGGAAAUUUUCGUGAAAAAAUAAGGGUGGGUUUGAUUGGAAUGGUGAAAUUUGGAUCGAAAGAAAAUGAAUUUUAAAAAAAUUGAAUUUUUGAAAAUUAAAAGUUUAAAUUGUUUGAUUGGUAUAAUUUUUUACUUGAAAAAUGAUGUUAUUUUCUAUCUUUUGGUGUUUGAUUAGUAAUAUUUUUCAUAGAAUUUGAUUAUUUUUCUAACAUUUCGUGUUUGAUAGGCAUUAUUUUUCAUAAAAAAUGACACAUUUUUUAUGGAAUUCAAUGAUGAAAAUGUAUUAAAAAAUACUUAAUUUUAUACAAAAAAAAAUCAAAAUAAUAACGGAUUUUAAGUUAACUAAAUUAUUUUUUCAAAGAAAUGAAACUACAAAAUUAAUUUUUUUUUAUUUUCCAAACUUAUUAAUUUAUAUGUGAUUUUUUAUUUUUUUUCUAUACAUUUUCUUUUCCAUGGGUACUUUUGUUCAGCUCCACUAAUAAGCCUAAGUACUGCAAGUAAUUUUGAGAACUUUUGGAAACAAAAUUAUGAGUGCCCAAGCCUAAACAGUGGAAGAAUGGCGCACAGUUUGUUUCAAUUGCCUGAAAAAUCAGAGCUCCCUCUCUCAAGGGAUUUCAUUUCCUUGAUUUAAAGGAAAAAGGUAUCACAUGAGGAGAAAUGGGAAAAUGAGUUCUCUGAAAAAAAAAAAUAGUUAUCAAACAGUACAAAGGUGAAAAAUUAAAUGGAAAAAAAAUGACUAUCAAACAGAGCCUAAAUGUUAUUUAAGGCUAUGUUUGUUUUGUGUUUGGGUAUAAAA
This is a messenger RNA of Diospyros lotus (date-plum), 2251 nucleotides long. RefSeq names its product crocetin glucosyltransferase, chloroplastic-like. The record is from RefSeq and is a predicted model, not a curated record. The transcript has 2 exons. NCBI's taxonomy places the organism in Eukaryota, Viridiplantae, Streptophyta, Magnoliopsida, Ericales, Ebenaceae. Bases 43 to 1410 code for a protein of 455 amino acids. Gene Ontology annotation, molecular function: UDP-glycosyltransferase activity.